This is a messenger RNA of Salvelinus fontinalis (brook trout), 2076 nucleotides long. RefSeq names its product nucleoredoxin-like. Gene Ontology annotation, molecular function: thioredoxin-disulfide reductase (NADPH) activity. NCBI's taxonomy places the organism in Eukaryota, Metazoa, Chordata, Actinopteri, Salmoniformes, Salmonidae. The record is from RefSeq and is a predicted model, not a curated record. The coding region runs from base 294 to 1550 and encodes 418 amino acids. The transcript has 8 exons.
AGAGUUGCUUGCUUUGAAGUGAUGAGCGCAACCACAAUUGUAGGAGUAUAAGUGGAUCGCAUUCCUGCACACCACACAUUGGAGCGGCUGAGCUGAGCUGAGAAGCGGAAAGGGGUAUCUGUCGUCGUGCACACAUUUGAGCAUAAGCUAUACCACAAAUUGGGGCUCUCCAAGGAAGCUAAAUUGGAGGACGAGGGCGUGUUUGUUUUUACUGAGCCUUUCCGUUUUCAUUUUCUGCAGUCUUGGUAAGAGAACGGAAUAUAUUAGGGUCUGUUUCAAGGACUCGAGCAGAGAUGUCAGAGUUUCUGGUGAAUCUACUCGGGGAGCGGCUCGUCAACAGCGAGAAAGCCGAGGUGGAUGUACAGGCGCUGGGCAGCAAGCUGUCCCUGGUCGGGCUCUACUUCGGCUGCAGUUUAAACGGCCCGUGUAAGCAGUUCAACGCCAGUCUGUGUGAGUUUUAUAGCAAGUUCAAAAAAUCAUCUGAACAUAAAGACACAUUGGAAAUCGUCUUCGUCUCAUCUGAUCAGGACCAGAAACACUGGCAAGACUUUUUACAGGAGAUGCAAUGGCCGGCAUUGCCUUUCAAAGAUAGACACAAAAAGAUGAAGCUGUGGAACAAGUAUAAGGUGACCAGUAUUCCCUCGCUGGUGUUUGUGGAUGCAGCCACAGGGAAGGUGGUGUGUCGGAACGGACUCCUGGUGGUGAGAGAUGACCCCAAAGGCCUGGAGUUCCCCUGGGGGCCCAAGCCCUUUGCGGAGGUGGUGGCCGGCCCUCUGCUCAGGAACAACAGGCAGACGACAGACAUCAGCUCCCUGGAGGGCCACUAUGUGGGAGUGUACUUCUCAGCACACUGGUGCCCUCCAUGCCGCAGUCUGACCCGGGUGCUCUUGGAAUCAUAUCGCACUGUGAAGGAAUCGGGUCAACAUUUUGAGAUGGUGUUUGUCAGCGCUGACCGGUCGGAGGAGUCCUUUCAGCAGUACUUCAGUGAGAUGCCUUGGUUGGCAGUUCCAUACUCAGAUGAGGCCCGACGAUCACGACUCAACAGACUCUUUGGAAUACAAGGUAUUCCCACCCUUAUUCUACUGGACGCGGAGGGUCACAUGAUCACGCGACAGGGCCGUGUGGAGGUGCUGAAUGACCCAGAGUGUCGGCUCUUCCCCUGGCACCCCCGGCCCGUACUGGAGCUCAGCGAGUCCAACGCCGUGCAGCUCCACGAGGGGCCCUGCCUCGUGCUCUUUGUGGAUGCGGAGGAGGAGGGAGAGCUGGAGCCGGCGAAGGAGCUGAUCCAGCCAAUUGCAGAGAAGAUCAUGACUAAGUACAAAGCCAAGGAGGAGGAGACACCACUGCUCUUCUUCGUGGCUGGAGAGGAUGACAUGAGUGACUCCCUGCGUGACUACACCAACCUCCCAGAGGCAGCACCCCUGCUCACCAUCCUGGACAUGUCUGCCCGGGCCAAGUACGUUAAGGACGUGGAGGAGAUCACACCGGCCGUGGUGGAGACCUUUGUCCAAGACUUUCUGGCUGAAAAGCUCAAACCAGAGCCCAUCUAGAGAGCACAGCUAAACUGUCCCAAAUGGCACCCUAUUCCCUGCAUAGUGCACUGCUUUUGACCAAGGUCCAUAGUCCUGGUCUAAAGUAGUGCACUAUAUAGGGAAUAGGGUGCCAUUUGGGGGACACACCUAAACUUAUGGGACUGAACCCACACCUCCAUCAAACCCUGAACUCCCGGCUACCACCACCAGCCUCCUCUCCAGUCUCCCCCCUUUCUGUCAGACAACGAUCUCACUUUUUACUGACAUCAACUUGUUUUAGACAUGUCUUUCUCUCAUGGAGUCUUCUCCUGUGGUGCCUUGCAUUGACUACAGCCCCUACAGUAAUAUAUGGACAUUCUGUUGCUUUUUGGCUCCAAUUGCUUAUUUUAUCAGUUUCAUUAUUGGCAUUUCUUGAUACUAGAAGAAACCACACAAUGUUGACCCAAUGGACUUGAAUUUUCACAAUGUCUCUUACUUUUGCCGAACCCUCAUUGCUUUUUUCCCUCCAAAAAGUGCUGGGAAAGAAUAAAAUGAUUGCAACAAA